Molecule: messenger RNA, 1272 nt
Organism: Colletotrichum higginsianum IMI 349063
Lineage: Eukaryota; Fungi; Ascomycota; Sordariomycetes; Glomerellales; Glomerellaceae
Exons: 2
Coding region: 1-1272 (423 amino acids)
Source: RefSeq, a predicted model, not a curated record
AUGUCCGCCAACGCCCACGGCUUCGAGCUACCGUCAACGUCGGCGUCGACGCUGGCGACGACGGCAGCCGCCAUCGGCAACCUCCCCAAUAACCACAGCAACGGUGUGAACAGCCGCAGCAGCAGUCACAUCCGCAGCAAGAGCAGACACGACAAGAGAGCCUCCGCGCCGGCUCCGACGCCUCCGGUUACCGCUGCCACCGCCUCGACAGCAACCGCCGCCGCAGCAGCCCUGCUUCCCGCGCGACGACCGCGACACCAGAUCACACGCUCCAUCACCGAGUUCUCGCCGCCCCUCAGGAUGCAUCGGCACCGGCACAGUCACCACCACCACCCGAUGCAGCACGCGCUGCACAUCAACGCCCAGAGCCGGCGCGACAGGGACAGGUUGCUGCUCCUGGAUGAGAGGACAUCGGCCCCCGGAGCCGACGGACGGAGCUCGCUCGACAUGACGAGGUCGGAACAUGUGACGCCCAACAGGAGCCCAGACUCGAGCCGGAGGACCAGUGCGCUCGUGGGGCCGGCGAUCGGGGGCGGAGAGAAUCCCUUUUUGGUUACGCCGCCGGGAAGAACAAGGAAGGUCGACAAGGCGGCCGUGCUGUCGGAAGAGAAGAACCGGACCGCGAGCCGGGUUAUGGGCCUGAAGAACUCCCUCGUCGAACUCAGCGGGUUCUCGACAGCGACGACGAGGCACCUCGAUGAGACGUACUACUCAGUGCUGGAGAAGAAGAGCAUGCUGCAAAGCACCGUCACGGCGAUGCGGGAGCUGACGGUGGCCUCGCGACAGCUGACGGGAGAGUUUGAGGGGCAGGCCGAGGAGAUGUCGCGCGAGGUGGCGGCGCAGCUCGACCAAUUCGGACUGUUCGGCGAGCAGGAGUCGCGCAUCGAGGCGCUGCAGAGCCGGGUCGAGGCCGGGCGGACGCGGAUUCAAGGGCUGAGCGAGCGCGUCGACCUCGUGCGGCGCCGUAUCGAGGGGUGGGAGAGCGCGGACCGCGAGUGGCAAGAGAAAACGCGCAAGAGGCUGCGGACCGUGUGGAUCGUCAUGUCAGUCGUGUUCGCCGUGCUGAUCCUGCUGUUCGUCGGCGCGCAGUACCUCGGCGGGCCCGAGGUCGAGGACAGAAAAGGUCUCGAGGGGGCUGAGAGGGAGUUCAACAGGAGCAUGGGAGUGUUGGGGAAGAAGGGGCCGCGCGAGAAGCUCCUGCCGCCGUUGUGGGAGGGCCGGAACGGGAGGGAGGAGGAGGAAGACCGAUUGAGGGUGUUUGACGAGCUCUGA